AUGGCUGUCUCCGCACCUCCGGUGAUCUCUGCAACUUCCAGCGGUGCCGGCGUCCCAGGGGGCUUAUUUCGGGCAGAGACCUUGUACUCGACUCCCGGGGAGCCUCCCCGUCUCACCCCUAAUAUGAUCAACAGUUUCAUGGCCAAUAACCACAGCGGCAGCGCCGGGGGUGGCGGGAUCGGUGGACCCAGCGGAGGCAGCGGCAACACUAACACCGAGUGCAGGAUGGUCGACAUGCAUGGUGUGAAGGUGGCUUCGUUCCUGAUGGACGGUCAGGAACUGAUUUGCCUGCCUCAAGUCUUUGAUCUCUUCCUCAAGCACCUGGUGGGAGGGUUGCACACGGUGUACACCAAGCUGAAGAGACUGGACAUAUCCCCCGUGGUGUGUACUGUGGAGCAGGUCCGGAUCCUCCGCGGUCUGGGGGCCAUCCAGCCUGGGGUGAACCGCUGCAAACUUAUCACCAGAAAAGACUUCGAAACUUUGUUCACCGAUUGCACCAAUGCCAGAAGGAAGAGGCAAAUGACAAGAAAACAAGCUGUUAACAGUUCCAGGCCUGGCAGGCCUCCUAAGCGUUCUUUGGGAGUGUUGCAGGACAAUGCUCACCUUCUGCCCCAUUCAGUCCCCGGCCUUUUAUCACCAGGACUUAUCACUCCAACAGGUAUAACAGCUGCAGCAAUGGCUGAGGCAAUGAAACUGCAGAAGAUGAAACUUAUGGCAAUGAACACUCUUCAGGGAAAAGGAAACCAAAAUGGGACCGAAUCGGAGCCUGACGAUCUUAAUUCUAAUACUGGUGGAAGUGAAUCCUCCUGGGAUAAGGAUAAGAUGCAAUCUUCUCUUGCUGCUCCUGGACCCCAACAUGGACUUGCUCAUGCAACCCUUGCUAGCCAGCCAAGUCUUGGGGGUGCUCCUACCCUCAAUCCACUGCAGCAGAACCAUUUACUGACCAAUAGACUGGAUCUGCCAUUUAUGAUGAUGCCUCAUCCCCUACUUCCAGUCAGCUUACCUCCUGCAUCAGUUGCCAUGGCAAUGAAUCAGAUGAACCAUCUUAAUACUAUUGCCAACAUGGCUGCUGCAGCCCAGAUUCACAGUCCACUCUCCAGAGCUGGGGCCUCUGUUAUAAAGGAACGGAUCCCAGAGAGUCCUUCUCCUGUUCCCUCUCUGGAAGAGAAUCAUCAUCCUGGGAGUCAGACUUCCUCCCACCCCAGCAGCAGUGUGUCCAGCUCUCCCUCUCAGACGGAUCACCAUUCAGAGAGGAUGGCUAUGAUGCCCAACAAUAGAGAGGAACUUACUGUUGAUCAGGAUAAUGGACCAAACAUCAAAAAAUUCCAAAGGGAUAAUAAAGAAGAAGUAUCAUUUCAAAUUCCAAUGAUGAGGUCACCCUUGGACAAGAUCCAACUGACUCCUGGGCAGGCAUUGCCUCCUGGAUUCCCUGGACCGUUCAUUUUUGCUGAUAGUCUGUCCUCCGUGGAGACUCUGUUGACCAACAUUCAGGGCCUACUGAAAGUGGCUUUGGAUAAUGCUCACAUCCAGGAGAAGCAGAUUCAACAAGAAAAAAAGGAACUGCGAAUGGAGCUCUAUAGAGAGAGAGAAAUUAGAGAAAACCUUGAAAGACAGCUCGCAGUUGAGCUUCAAAGCAGAACUACCAUGCAAAAGCGUCUGAAGAAGGAGAAAAAAGCCAAGAGAAAAUUGCAGGAAGCCUUGGAAUUUGAAUCAAAGCGCCGGGAAAAAGUGGAACAAGCACUUAGGCAAGCCACUACUAGUGACAGUGGCCUGAGGAUGUUGAAAGAUACUGGAAUUCCAGACAUUGAAAUAGACAACAAUGGGACUCCUCAUGAGAGUACUGCUAUGCAAGAAAAAUGUGAAAGCUUAUUCAGAGAAUAUAGACUAGCCAUUCUAAAAUAUAAAAAACAUGAUCUCAUCUAUGCAGCACUUGGUGAAGAUGCCCCUGAAGAAUUAAAAGAAGGUGACUAA
Callorhinus ursinus (northern fur seal) is the source of this 1971-nucleotide messenger RNA. The record is from RefSeq and is a predicted model, not a curated record. Lineage: Eukaryota; Metazoa; Chordata; Mammalia; Carnivora; Otariidae.